This is a messenger RNA of Porites lobata, 8401 nucleotides long. Lineage: Eukaryota; Metazoa; Cnidaria; Anthozoa; Scleractinia; Poritidae. The record is from the annotation of a GenBank genome assembly.
AUUCCUCCGCGCCAACUUUCACAAUUGACAGUCAUGGCGACGAAGUGUCCGCUCAUUCAGCGAGAAAAAGUUAAACUUUUCACAAAUUAGCAGGUCUCGAUCGUCUGAUUUUUGCGUGAGGAUUACCAGGAAAAUGAGCACUUUAUGUUCCAGCCUCUUGGAAGCUCUCUACUGUUGAUAUAUGCAAAGAUAAAAUUGUUCUGAAUACCUGCGAAGGAAAAUCUUUGACUUUCAGAAUGACUCCUGUUCAUGGAGCGGAUGGGACCGCUACAUCUUCCAGAACUUCUUCGUCUGUGGCUAUACAGCAAAGGGAACGUAUAAAUGGCUGGUCGUGUCCGUGGCAUCCUUUACAGUUUGUGGCAUGGUUUUUUCUUAUCUUCUUCUCUGUAUUAUAUUUCGGUGUAAUUGUCUUCUAUCUCCCAAAAGAGUGGCGAGCAGCUGGAUUUAUUGUAUCCUUUCCCAUUACCUUUCGCAAUUCUUUAUAGGCUUCGAUGAAAACUGUCGCUUCAGUUUUUGAAGGUUUACUUUAAUGAUACGGGUGAUAUUUUUGAUACUUUAUGACGCGAUCGACUUUUCCCGUUGUUGUACACAACACGCAUUAAUAGUCGAUGUAGUUGUGGUCUUUAUUAUUUAAAUUUAUCAAGCUGAAUUUUUAUAUCCUCUAUCACCUUUCGAUAAUUUGAUGGAUCUGUUUUCUUCUUACUGCGUUUAACGGUUGUAGCUCAGUCUAAUAGGCUAAGAGAUAAUUCUGCUUUAUUCUGAGGGUUAUUUUCACUAAUUUUAAGGUGCUGAAUUAAUGAUAGGGAUUUAAAAGCCUGCAGAGGAGUACAUUAUGCACAUCAAUUGAGUAUCUAGCACUGAAGUGAAGACUGAAAUUAAAUCUAAAUUGUCUUUAUUUGUGAGUGCUGAGAAGGGAGAAUCCCCUCAAAUCCUUCUGAACUUGAAGAAAAUGCUUUUGAUCCUGGCAAAAAACUCACAAUGAAAUGUUCUUAAUUUGAAUAAUUUUUGUUUAAUGAAAUGAUUUUUUUUCUAGUUAAAACUAAGGGUUUUUUUGACGGAAGGAAUUGUAAAUAUAGUGUUUUGACGAAAUGGUUUUUUUUUUAAAGUGAAUUAAUUGUAAAUAGGAUUUUGAUAGUUAGCAUUGUUAUCAAUAAAAUAUGUACGAUCUGCUACUGUAAUUAAAAACUGACAAUAAUAAUAAUGAUAAUAAUAGUAAUAUCGGUGAGAUUUUCUGAGGGAAACUUUGAAAGUUAUUUCUGAGUAAGUGUUGCAUCAGUUCCUUGAUCUUUGGAAUAUUUCUGAGGGAUAUGGAAGAAAAAUCCUUUUUCUCUGAGGAGGGAAAGAACAAAGUGGGUUAUUUCUGAGGGUUGGACUGUGUCAUAAUGUUUUCUUCUCAAGGCGUAAAACUAUACUUCACCCAACUUAGGCUUUUUAAUGGUAUGGCCCUUACAUGUAGCUCUCCCAGCACUCUAACUGAUUUGACUUUGAGGCCACGUGUUAUGGGUAAACCACAUAGACAAGAAAACUAACUAUUUAUGUUAGAUAUACUUUCCUUGACCAUAAAUUAAGAUUCCGGGUGGUUUUUGUGGUAUACAUAUUGUCUACCACCUACUGGCAUUGACAAUUGACCCUGCAGAUCCCAGCAUCAGAGGAGGAACUAAGAAAAGCAAAGCAGUUUUUGAUAGAAGCCAACAUCGGCAUGUUAUUGAAAAUAGUCACUGUUAUAUCUGCCAAGUGGAUGUGUAAGUUUUGAUUUGUUUCAUGUACAGUAUGUAGUUUUAGGUUUAUAUGUAAUAUAAUGUGUAGAUGCAGUGAAAACCUGCAAGUAUAAGAACCUGGUUUUGUAAACCUGUUAUGCUAAAAUUUGCUUGUUAGGCCCCCUCUAUACAAGAACUUAUCUUAGCCUUCUGUACACCCAUGAAAACAAGAUAGUGUUAAAGCAGAUAAUUGAACUGCUAGGAAGUUCUUUUGGUUAUAAUUUAUUUUUCUUUAGUUUCCUACAAAAGUAGCCAGGGGAAAACCUCAGUCCUGAGUGUAAUGAUAUAAAUUUUAUGUAAUCAUAAUAAUAAUUAUUAUUGUGAUUAUUGCAGUAAAUUUAUUUGACCUAGCUCUUUUUUUUGUUUUGUUUUGUUGAUAUAGUGGUUCUAAGAGCAAGCAUUGCUCAGUGUGCAACAAGUGUGUAUCAGACUUUGAUCACCACUGUAAGUGGCUAAACAAUUGUGUUGGAGGCCAGAAUUACAGGUAAAUGAUGCUAGACCCAGUCCAAGUGCAGCACUUGUCAAUCAAGUGCUGAACCUAACUGAUGAUUUAGGUGUGAAAUACAUGUAAGAGUGACAUAUGAGCCAGUUUGUUUCCGGAGUUGAUUCAUGUAGUGAUGAUACUUUUCUCACACAUCAAGCCCAAUGUUAUUCAAUUUUGAAUAUGUAUUUAGCACUUAAAAUCCAAUAAUUCAUUUAAAAUUGUGUUUUGUGGUUUUGCUGUUUUAUUUUAUGGAUUGCCUAAGCUGUAAGUACCUUGUUUCAAUGAUUUGUUGUUCAAUUUUGUCAAAGUACAAUACUGUAGGCUAUUUCAGUGGAACUGCAUUUCAACCAUACAUGUACAUCAGUAAUAAAGUUCUGUUCAAUAUAGAGUUACUUUUACAAAUGUUCUCUUUGAUUUAAUGUUUGAUUCUCACUUUUUAAUGAUAAUAUUAUUAUUGUUGUACCAUAGAGGUCCCCAUUAAAGGAGAAAACAACAACAGCUUUUACUGUAGGGGAACAAACCCUAAAUGCGUUAAGACAAUUUGUGCCUGUAAUUUACAUUGUACAUUGUACAUGUACCCCGGUACAUGACAUUAUGUUCAUUAACAGGGCUUGUUUACUGUUUAACUGGUGAUGGUUGCUUCAUAACAAAGUGACUAAUAUUAUUAUUUUUUUCAUUUUCAUUUUCUCAGGUUAUUCAUCGGCUGUAUUUCCAGUGCAUUUGUUUUAGCAAUGUCCGUAUUUGCAGUUACCCUGUAUGUCUUUGUCUCGUCUUUUACAAGUAGAGACAGUCUAAAAUCUUUAUCAGGUAUGUUACCUUUCAAAGAGAAAAACUAAAAUACUGCUUACUAAAUAAUGCUGAUUUGGGGGUGCACUUUGCCUUUCUUAUAACCCAGGAUGCAAUGCACAAUAAACUGUUGCCAGUGUUCUGGUGUGUAUAGAGCUUAAAAAUAACUUGAAUUCCUCAAGCUUGUCCUCAGGACUAGGGACUCCUUAAUUCCGCUCUCUGGUUUUGGUUUUCUGAUGUGGAUGCACCUGAAGGAGAUACGAUAAGGGUUAGAUUUCAAGUUUUAGCACCUUCGGUCACACUUACACAAUGAAAAAUUAAACCUUCUGAAUUUGCUUGUCUAGAGCUAUUGUAUCCUCCUCUAAUUGAUCAAGUUUAAUAGCAAGAGGAUGACUUGCCUGGGACCUUCCCUGUACGACAAGUCAGCAUAAAAAGUUGAAGUAUUUCACUACAAAAGGAGACACUGUUAGCAGAGAUCAAAAUUUACUUGCCUGGCAGGGAAAUGGUCGAUGGCUGGAUGGGACAUUAUAGAAUUCUGGGCAGGGUACUUAAAUGUUCUGUUUGAGGAGUGAAAUCCAAUAGCAAUCAAAAUUUGACCCCUCUAACUCAUUGUGUUAGGGACCUUGAUUAAAAGGGAGAUUUACAGUCAUGUUUACAGCAAACGGCAAACUUCAGAUUCAUGUUGAGAAUCAAAAUAGGAGAAUAGGCGAAUAAAAACAGCUCAAAACAAUUCUUAUGGACAGAAAUGGCAUGAAACUACUAAUUUUUGUGUAGAAGUAACGAACAGUAAACGACUUACCAUAGAGGAGAAACUUGGUCACAUGGUACAAAUUCAUGUUUGCUGUGUCCUGUAAGUGUGACUUUAAAUCUCCCUAGUAAGGUGUUAAUUGAUUAUCAUAACACUGAUUUUUGCUCUGUCGGAGUAUCUAUUGAAUGUAUUUGCCUUAAAGAUAUUUUUCUUUCUCUUAUCCUAUAGGAGGAGAAUUCAAAAUAUUUGUUGCCGUCUCAUCAGAUGAAUUAUUUAUAUCAAUACUUGGAGUUGUGGCAGGACUGCUGCUUCUUGCUAUAGCGCUCCUGGGACAUCUUCUAGGAUUUCAUAUUUAUUUAAGUAAGCUGCAUCUCUAGAGCUGAGCUUUGUACCCAUCAGCAGGGUGUCAUUAAGUUUUGAAGCAGCCGUAGUGAAUGGAGAUUCACGCGUAACAUCUCAGAAAAAUUUAUAGUGUCAUCUUUAGCUUUCCACCUUGCCCACAUGUAACAUCAAGGACAAAAAAUUAAUUCUCACUCACUUUAACAGGCAUCUUACAUUCCACUGAAGAGGAUGUUCAGUGAUGAACAAAAUUUUAUUUUGUUAACAGGUGCUUCUUUGCCCUUCGCCUCAGCUUCUGAGCUUUUAUGUUUGUUUUGCAUUGUUGGUGAAAUGAAGUGCCUUAAUGGUAGGAUAGGUCUAACUCAAAUUUAAGCCGCACUUAUUUUAAAUUUUUGUGACAGCAAACUGUAAGGCCUGUACAUGUUUUACCGAUAUUUUACACUUGUAACUGUUUGUGAUAAUCCAUUACCAUAUUAAGGUGUCUUCCAUGUCCCUUGGUGUUUGCCAAAAAACUUGAGAAUCGUUUGUUUUCAGAAAACGUUGUGAUUGGACAAUUUUCUUUCAAGUAUCCCUGUUUUGAGUGUCCACUCUGUAAUAGAUUAUAUUUGAUAUAUUAUUUUGUUUUUCUCUUUGGCAGUUUAUCAUAAAAUCUCAACAUAUGAAUUCAUAGUGAGUUCUCGAGAGCAAAGAUCUGAAGCUUCUGAUGUGGAAGCUGGUACAGAUAAACCCUCUUCAUGCAAACAGUCAAAUAAGAAAAUGUUUAAGGUGGGUUUGCAAGAAAGCGACUUUCAGUUUGUUUCAUCCUUAACCAAGGACAUAAUGUGUCACAGACCCUCACGUGAUAAUUAGCUGGGUUCAUGGAAAACAGGAAAUUUCAAGAAGUGGUAGGCAAAGUCAUGGAACAUGACGAACUGAAGAAAGUAUGAACACUGAUUAAGCAUAAUAUAAUAGUAUAUUAAAUUCCAACUGGCUGAAGGUUUAUCAGUUGGGUAUGUUAUCAAGCAUGAUCAAGGAGGUGAUUAUACUUAAUCAGGACUACCAAGAAUUAAAUCAAGUCAGUGAUCAGGGCAAAGUCUAAUGUGCUGACCACUCAGUCCUGCUGGCUCCAAUUUCGUUGGCAGGGCCAGGGUUGUCAUUAAGAGCCGGGGGGCAGGGAUUUUCCCUGGCGACUAAGAGAGUGGGCCCCAGCUACUUAUAUUGGAAAGUAGAAGAAAAAUAGAACCAAAAGGUUUGGCCACUUGGUAUUUUCCCUUGAAAUCUUUGAGAAUGCAGGGAUCACUCAGGACAAAGGGAGGGGGGGGGGGGGGAAAAAUGAUCACACUUUAUAAAGCCGGAAACUUGAAAUCUUAGUGAUUGCCCUUUAUUGACAUUGAUCCUUGCAUAAUGAAAAAAAACUUGAACUUUCUCUCUUGUAGAAUAAAGUAAAACCAGAAGAAGAGAGGAGAGAGAAUGAUGAACCUCAAAGGUGAGAUUACAAAAAUGGUGCUUUAAAACCAAGUAUUCUAAAAAUAAUCAUUUGAUUUUAAUUAUCGAUCAUUCAUUUGCCUAUGGCGUGAUGGCCAGAUAAUUGGGUGGACACUGGCAGGACUAAAGCACAGGUCACAUUCCAUAGGUCAAGAGUACAGGUCACUGCUCCAUCAAUAAAUUACCAAACCACGUAGAGUCCCCUCGAUCAAAUAGAGCAUUUUGCUUAGAGAUUAGGCAGCCUUAGGAGACACUUUUAAUGUUAUUUAUUUAUCUGUAUCAUGGUGACCUGUACUCUGACCUGUGGAAAAGUGACCUGUAUUUUAGCUCCGCCAGUAGGCACCAUGCAGCCUCAACUAACUUCAAACAACGUUUUUUCCCAUAAUUUUUUGGUAAAAUGAACCUAUGAACCCAUUGUAUUUAUUUAUUUUUUAAAAAGGAGAUAAUAUUAACUUGACACGAGCAAGGGUUCCACCCCUGUUGGCUAAUGCAGGCUUUUACAAAGUUUCUUUCAUUCAUUCUUUCAGAAUUGAAAUAAGUGAUCAUGGUGCUUCUGAGGGGUCUGAUGAUACACUACCAAAUGAAACAACUGUUAAGUUUAUUAAUGAAGUCAGCUCUAAGGUGAGUCAUUUACUAGUCCCAAGAGGCCAUCUAUCAUGGUCAAGAAAAUUCUUUUGAAACUGUCUGCUUACAAAGUGCUUGACUUAUCAUACUGUAAUGAAAGUAACUGAAAAUUUACCUGCUCAUUAAUAAUACCGCAGAACUCUGUACAUUUUACAGAGCAAUAUACGAUCAAGUGAAUACAAAAAAUGGUUAGUUAUAUCGUCAAGGAGCCAGAUUUACAAAACCUUGCUAAUUUAACCCUUUCUUUUCCAAGAAUGCCCCAAGUGACAGGGCUAAUUAUUUAACAAGCUGAUAGUCAUAAAGGCUGCUAUGCUGACACAUCUAUUAAGCUAGCAGAUUGACAUGUUUGCAGAUUGAUUGACUUGAUGGGACACUGAUUUCCUGGAAUAUUAUGCAGACAUGCUGCACACUAACAAUAGUGUGUCAUUGCAGUUUGUCUAUAUUCCAUGCUUAUCUUAGGUUUUUGGACCAACUUUUGAUGGAGGGUGUCUUGUAGAGCCCUACCACUCCAGUCAUCUUAUGUCAUGACCCCUGGGCUCAAAUCAUUUACAAUGUCAAAAAUCUUUUUACUCUACUUUUACAUCAGGCUGCUGCAAAGCAGAACAGAUCCAAUGUAGAAGAAGAUACCCUACAACAACAGGAUUAUUCAACUAUCACAAGCCCUGAUACGGCUCAUUACUCACCCCAAGGAAUUACAGAAUGUGCAUCAUCUUCAGAAGAGAGCCUUAAAGAAAUUACACGCCCAUCCACUUCCCCUCGAGUAGAGGUUAAUCAGCCAGCUAGCAUAAUCACAUCACAGCUUCAAGAGACAAUUUCAAGCAAACAAUACCAAAGUGAACUGUUAUCUUUUAAUCCGGGACCUAGGAGGGUUUCCAUGGUAACUUUUAAUGACCAAGUAGAAGAACUUGUUCCCAGUUCUCAGGGAAAGAAAAAGAAAAAGACCAAUGUGAGUGAAGAUGCAAAUACAAAGACAUUGAACGGUGGAGAUUAUGAACUGACUGCAGUCAACAGAGAAAAUGCUAGUGCUGGACAGGAUACUGUUGAUGCUGUUACACCCAGGAAAAAGAAGAAGAAGAAACCUAAAGCAAAUUCCCCUGACAGCCUACCCCCUAUUGCUAGACGCCCAUUGCCACAAUUGCCACCACAAGAUGGUUAGGCCAAUGAGACCUGAACCAGAGUUCACAUUAUUUUUUAAGAAUUAUACCUCAGCCAGUUGACACUUUUUUAAUUUGCAAAGUGAAAGUUUAUCACAUUUUUGUUUUUCACUUGUCACCCUUUUCACAAUCAAUUUUUUUAAAAUGUAUAAAUGAACAUAAUAAUAUUGUUAGACCCUUUCAACUCCUUGCAAAUCAUGCGACACAGCAAUAUUUGCAUCAAAGCAAUUGAAUUGCAAUAUUUUAUUAUUAUUUUACAAUGAUUAGUUAAGCUUUUUUUUAGUGAUUUUGGCUGGGUUCUCUUCUGUAGUUAAUCAAGGAUUACAGGUAACCAAGCUUUGAACAAGUCUGUCAUGGUCGUAAAAGUUUUAAUGCAAUUUUAGUGGAACGAGAAUCUACUUUGGCCUUGCUAAUAUUUUAAGCAAAUCUUAUCACUAUUUUUUAAAAUAUGAAUAAUUUCAGUGAAAUGUGUAAAUUGUAUAUAUGAACAUACCUGUUUCCUAAUUAUGAUGUACAGUAGAUGAAAUAUUUAUAGCUUUAAGCAUAAAUUAUGUAUUUUAACAUGAAGAUCUUCAAGCCAAUCAACUUUCAUUGACUUCAAAUCAGUUUUGUCUUAAUGAUAUUAUUAAUAAAUAUUAAUAAUUAAUAAGUGAAAAAAUGGGACAGCUACAAUCCAAACCUGCUAAACUUAGAACAGUCUCUCUUCUUCUCAGAUUUAGUUCAAGGGGAAUGCAUGCCCGUGCAAGAGUUGUCAUUUUCGUUUUUUGGGUACUUCGCUCGGUGGAGUAAGAAAAAAGAGAGAAUGCUCGUAGCCAACAGACACACUGAAGUUUUAAACUUUGAGCAAAAGCAGCUGCUGGCAAUGGUGGUGUUUUUACUUUUACGCUGUAAUUUAUCUAGAUUGAGAUGCAUACAUUACAGCCAAGCUGUUUGCUAGCAGUGUGCUAUCUAGUCACACUGUCACCUGCACUCUUAUUUAUAGCAAUUUUUGUCAUUAAAAUGCUUAUUUAUUUACAAUUUAGCACUACAGUCUAUCUUCAAGGUC